CUAUCUCUUUCUCUAUUUCCCGAAACCCUCAAAACAAACGUAAACGUCUCUUUUACUACUCCUAAACGGUUACAGAUCUUACUCCACUCCACAACCACUUCUCACACAAACCCUUCUUUUUCCCAUUUCCAAUUCUCUCCUUUCGUGCUCGUGUGCACCUUCAAAAGAAGAAGAAAAUGGCCGAUUGGGGUCCGGUGGUAAUCGCGGUGGUGCUGUUCGUGAUUCUGUGUCCGGGUCUGCUGUUUCAAAUACCAGGAAGAGGAAAAAUAAUCGAGUUUGGGAACAUGCAAACAAGCGGUGCUUCCAUUCUUGUUCACGCUAUUAUUUACUUUGGACUCAUCACUAUCUUACUCGUUGUCAUUGGCGUUCAUAUCGUCACUGGGUAAAGGGGAUCGUGAUGCAUUUUUUUUAUGAAUAUCUUUAUCUCUUUUUUAGGUUUUAUUUUCCUAUUAUUUCUGAACUCUUGGUAUGUAUGUGAUUUAGAUGACAGAUCUGAUCUAUAAUACUCUUAUUUAUGUACUUGAUAGUUUGUUGAUACUUUAUGUUACUUCUCCAUCCUUAAAAAGAAACAAAGGGAUAAAGGAUGAUUCUGUUUUA
Molecule: messenger RNA, 597 nt
Organism: Vicia villosa (hairy vetch)
Lineage: Eukaryota; Viridiplantae; Streptophyta; Magnoliopsida; Fabales; Fabaceae
Exons: 1
Coding region: 177-386 (69 amino acids)
Source: RefSeq, a predicted model, not a curated record